This is a messenger RNA of Rodentolepis nana, 375 nucleotides long. The record is from the annotation of a GenBank genome assembly. NCBI's taxonomy places the organism in Eukaryota, Metazoa, Platyhelminthes, Cestoda, Cyclophyllidea, Hymenolepididae.
AUGAAGAAGUAUACAUUACUGCAAACCUACUUCUUUCUCCUCCUCUUGCUCUAUAGAAGUGCCCUCGCUAUUACGGAGAAUGCUCUGACAGCACUCACCUUCAAUCAUCACAACGGAGUGUGGAUGAACAAGGGUGCCGCUUACUACCGCUGUGCAUCACCUCAGUUUGAAAGGCGAACAUGUGCAAAUUUCAGUCAUAUUCAUAGCCCCGUAACAAAGAACCAAGUUAUCCGUCCUCAUUGUGCCUUUCUGUUGCAUAGAAUUUCCUGUGCUUUGCACAGACUCAACUGUCCUUCAUAUCCAGAAUCCUCCUUCCAGGUAAAAUUUCUUGUAUUUGAAUCCAUAAUAUUGAAUCGGUAUUACAUACGGGGUUGA